This is a messenger RNA of Macrosteles quadrilineatus (aster leafhopper), 488 nucleotides long. Its product is annotated as endocuticle structural glycoprotein ABD-5-like. The coding region runs from base 94 to 408 and encodes 104 amino acids. Gene Ontology annotation, molecular function: structural constituent of chitin-based larval cuticle. Gene Ontology annotation, cellular component: chitin-based extracellular matrix. The transcript has 3 exons. The record is from RefSeq and is a predicted model, not a curated record. NCBI's taxonomy places the organism in Eukaryota, Metazoa, Arthropoda, Insecta, Hemiptera, Cicadellidae.
CGGCUACAACAGUGACUUCGACCUUUGGUUACGUAAGGGCUGAAGCUGGUAUAUCUGUAGAGAGGGCAGCAACAGGGUCAGUCCUGCUCCAACAUGCUGACAAGGCUGGUUUUGGUCUGCUGCGCCGUCGCUCUCGUAGUGGCCCGACCCCAGGGCGCCCCUAGGCCACCUGCCGAGAUCUUGGAGUACGAGAACAACAACAUUGGAGUCGACGGGUACAACUUCAGGUUCCAGACCAGCGACGGAGUUGCACGCAGUGAAACCGGAGUGUUGAACAACGUUGGAACAGAGAACGAAGCCAUGUCCGUCACUGGUGACAUCAGCUUUACGACUGACGACGGCAAGAAAGUAACCAUCAAGUUUGUGUCCGACGAGAACGGUUACAGACCCGUUGUAACCACUUCGUAACCAGUUCCAGCCCGCUCAAAUGUUGUAAUAUAAACAUCAUGUAUAAUGUCACUUGUACAGAUAUAAAUAUUUUUUUCCAA